AUGGUGCCCUCACACUCGAGAAAGCCGGAAGUCUUCGUCCUACCCGAUGGCACCCUUUAUCAUCUGGGUGUGAAACCUGGCCAAAUACAUCCAAGAAUUUUGACUGUUGGGGACAGAGAAAGAGCGCGGUUGCUAGCCAAUGCUUUUUUAGAAGAUGCGAAGGAACACGAACACAGCCGAAACUUCCUCACAUUUUCCGGAACCUACAAGGGAACUCCGGUUUCCAUCGUGUCUAUCGGAAUGGGAACGCCCAAUAUGGAUUUUCUGGUUAGGGAGGUUUCGUUCCUGUUUCAAGACGAAGGUCUCGCCUUCAUCCGCUUGGGUACUUGUGGCAGCUUCAAACUCGACCGCCCCGUUGGCAGUCUCUUCAUCUCCGACAAGAUGUACUACUGCUACAGGAACUAUUUACACUUCGACGGCAAUCCGUUCGCACAUCAAGGCGUCCAGCAACCGCACUGUCCGUACAUCAUUGCGGGGCCAGUUGAGGGCGACAAGGAACUGACAGAAAAACUGGAGGCAAAUAUUGCAAAGCUGGAGCUCUCUAGCGUCACGGGCUCGGGUAUUUCUGCUGAGACUUUCUAUGGCUGCCAGGGCCGUUUUCUCCCUGGUUUUCACGACGAUAAUGAUAAAUUAUUCAAAGAAUUUUCAAAGCUUGAGAUUCAAUCCUGCGAAAUGGAAUCGCAUCAGCUGUUCCAUCUCUGCAAAGAGCGCGCGAAGGGGAAUUCCAAAGUAGUAACAAGGGCGGCGUCUAUUUGUGUGGCUGUCGCCCACCGUGUGGCUCCAGAUAUGCCUUCGCGUCCUGACACACUUAGUAGCGUAAGCGUUUCGCGUGCUCCCGACCCUCUGCUAUGCUUUUUCCUGCCCAUAUGUGUAAACAAGUGUAUGUUUCCUGAAGAUUUAUGUCGAAGUGCAUAUGGUAGACUCGUGCCAGUAUAG
Molecule: messenger RNA, 936 nt
Organism: Cyclospora cayetanensis
Lineage: Eukaryota; Apicomplexa; Conoidasida; Eucoccidiorida; Eimeriidae
Product: purine nucleoside phosphorylase DeoD-type
Exons: 5
Coding region: 1-936 (311 amino acids)
Biological process (GO): uridine catabolic process
Cellular component (GO): cytosol
Molecular function (GO): uridine phosphorylase activity
Source: RefSeq, a predicted model, not a curated record